This is a messenger RNA of Mixia osmundae IAM 14324, 2449 nucleotides long. RefSeq lists its product as uncharacterized. Gene Ontology annotation, biological process: ubiquinone biosynthetic process. The record is from RefSeq and is a predicted model, not a curated record. Bases 1 to 2124 code for a protein of 707 amino acids. Gene Ontology annotation, cellular component: mitochondrion. Gene Ontology annotation, molecular function: 2-octaprenyl-6-methoxyphenol hydroxylase activity; FAD binding; oxidoreductase activity, acting on paired donors, with incorporation or reduction of molecular oxygen, NAD(P)H as one donor, and incorporation of one atom of oxygen. NCBI's taxonomy places the organism in Eukaryota, Fungi, Basidiomycota, Mixiomycetes, Mixiales, Mixiaceae. The transcript is spliced from 6 exons.
AUGAGGUGCUCAUUUGCGCUGGUCGCACUCUUCUUCGCUGGACUGGGUCCGGCGGCUGCCAAGCCAGAGAGACUCUCGAUGACGAACGGUCCAAGUAUCACCCGUAGGCAUGUUGGCAGCUACAGCUGGUGUGGCAUGCAGAUCCAGUACGAUAAAGCCAAACCGAUUGUAUCGCUCGGCUUCACGUUGUCGUGGAACCCGUCGACCAAGACUUAUGACCUUUCGCCGACUGGCGAAUUGAUUGGGGCCAGAAGCGUGCCGCCUUUGACGGCACACAACUUCAGCCCGGUCUACCAUCAGUUCACGAGUUCAGUUCUCUUGCUGUCUGCGAUCGAUUAUAAUCUUCAGUUGAAUGUGCAGCUCGAUGGAAGCGGCAACAUCGCAGCCUUCAAGCUGCUCGACUUCUGGCACAAGUAUACAAAGCUCAACGUGCCCGCAUCGCAACUCGAGCUCAUGCUGCGAGUGCGGCUACGGACGCCAUGUCUAGCUCUUCAGACCCACCGCGUCACCCAACGCAGGCUUGCUAGAGCAGCAUCCACAGCAGCCCAGCCAAACCGCUCUACAGAGCAUAAAGAUGUCGUCAUCAUUGGCGGGGGAGCAGUCGGUCUUGCGCUCGCUGCAUCUCUUUCUACUUCGCUGGCAUGUCAGGGAUGUCAAGGUCUGCUCGUCGAAGCAGGCGAUCUCUCAAGAUCAGCCAAUUGGCAAGCUCCGACGGGCAGCUACAGCAAUCGAGUCUCCUCACUCACCAACGAGUCACUCGCGUUUCUGCAAAGGACGGGCAUAUGGGGACACGUCGAUCAAACGAGGAUAAGAAACGUUUAUGAUAUGCAGAUCACAGACGGCAUUACCGCUGCCCAUCUAGCAUUCGAUUCGACGGAUCUCUCUACAUCAGAGACCCCAAGACCUAUGGCAAGGAUGGUCGAGAACGUCAACAUGCAGCGCGCCAUGUUGCGUGUUCUUGCUGCUCCUGCAGGAGGCGCGUCUAUUGCGACUAUGGAUCAGACAAAAGUCAUUAGCAUUGAUCGCAACGAAGAGACCGGCUGGCCUUCGGUGACGUUGUCAGACGGUCGUGCAAUCACAGCCAGACUGCUCAUCGGCGCAGAUGGCUUCAACUCGCCCGUGCGCUCUUAUGCAGGCAUAGAGUCUUUUGGCUGGUCGUACAACCGUAAUGGUGUCGUAGGCACGCUGCAGCUAGCAGAGACAGGUGGCAAUUCUGCCUUUCAACGCUUCUUGCCAACCGGACCCAUUGCCUGGUUGCCCAUGUCAGACUCGUCUGCGAGCCUCGUCUGGUCGACCAUGCCAGAUAUAGCUCAAGCCCUCAAGUUGCUUGAUGGACCCACGCUCGGCAAAUUAGUCAAUGCUGCCUUCCGGCUGCCUUGGCUGUCUGUCGAUUACUUGCACAAGACUUUACGCGGUCUCGUGCCCGAACUGCAAUCUACAGACGAUGCCGCGCGUCUUAGAGCCAAUGCAACUCUUUGCGAAGAGAUCGAAUGGCGCUCUUCGCCCGAUGUGCUCGGGCCAGAGCUUGCAUUCAAUAUGAACACUUCUGGACCUUACGAUCUCGCUCAAUCGAUCUACCCACCCAAAGUCAGCUCGCUUGAGCUUGGCUCAGUCGCCAGUUUUCCCUUGCGCAUGUCUCACGCCAAGUUCUACCUAGGCGAACCAAAUCUUGGGAUGCCCAGUCGCACAGUACUGAUAGGCGACGCAGCUCACACAGUCCACCCCCUUGCCGGUCAAGGACUCAAUCUCGGUCUGGCAGAUGCUCAGAGCCUUCUCGGUGUUGUUGAGAACAAUCUCGACAAUGGUGCCGAUAUAGGCUCGUUCACUGCUUUGCAAGCUUAUCCACGAGAGCGUUAUCUCGCCAAUCAUACUAUGCUUUCCGCGAUUGACAAGCUACACAAGCUCUACGCAAUAGAAUCUGGACCGCUCGUAUGGGCACGUUCAACGGGCAUCGAAGUGCUCAACGAGCUGCCGAUGGUCAAAGCUGCGCUCAUGGGUCAAGCCGGCGCGAGCAAAUCAGGUAGCUUCAAGCCGGCCGACAUAGCUGCGCGUGCCAUAGAGGCAGGCACAGGAGGACUUGGCAUCCUUCGUUCGUUCAUCCAAGGCCGUCUGGUCAGACCUUGAGAGCGACAACGAGCAACAGGUCUUGCAUUGCAAACUGCGAUGCCUACCGACCUUCGAACAGGUCACCUGCCAGGCUCGCCUCGACCGCAUCCCAAUCGAUCUCGCCGCCGGCAUACACUGUCUCGUAGCUAGCAAGGCUGACGCGCGAGAAGAAGCGCAGCUCAAGUUUGGCAAGCAAAUUAGCAGCAGCUGUUGAUCGCUCGGUAUUGGCAUGCUCUUCGGGUCGCUUUAGACGGAGCUUGGCGAGCAGCGGUCGCUUCAACCUUGUGCGCGCGGCGUCUGUCAGUUCUGCAGGCACUGACACAUCGAUAGAAUGACCAUUGGG